GCGGGGGGGGGCGCGGAGCGGGCGCGGAGCGGGGGCGGCGCGGCGGGCGCGGAAGAUGGCGGCGGGCAGGCGCGCCCCGCGCACCGGGCUGCUGGAGCUGCGCGGCCCCGGCGGGCAGUGGUUCCGCGUCCUCCUCAGCCUGACCGAGGACGUGCUGGGGGUGACCCCGGCCGACGGCCCCGGCCCCGGCCCCGGCGAGGCCCCGGCGGCGCAGCUGAACGGCGGCGAGCCGGGCUCCGCCGUGCCCGAGGCGCUCGCCAACAUCAGGCGCACGGUGCGCGUCGUCAAGCAGGACGUGGGGGGGCUCGGCAUCAGCAUCAAAGGUGGCCGAGAGAAUAAAAUGCCCAUCUUGAUCUCCAAGAUCUUUAAGGGGCUGGCAGCGGAUCAGACCGAGGCGCUGUACGUGGGGGACGCCAUCCUCUCCGUCAACGGGACCGACCUGUCCGAGGCCACGCACGACGAGGCAGUGCAGGCGCUGAAGAAGACGGGCAAGGAGGUGGUCUUGGAAGUGAAGUACAUGAAGGAGAUCUCCCCCUACUUCAAGAACUCCUCCGCGGGGGCCACAGUCAGCUGGGACCCCUCUCCUGCCGCCCUGCAGAAGCGGUCGUCCCCCCUCCUGCCCCCUCGGGACCUCCGGGAGGGCAGGACCGUGCCUCUGAAGAUGUGCUACGUGUCCCGCAAGUGCCUCCCCGCCGACCCGGAGCACAGGUACCUGGAGGUGUGCUCGGCGGACGGGCGCGUUGCCCUCUUCCUGCGGGCGAAGGACGAGGCCACGGCGCAGUCGUGGCUCAGCGCCAUCCAGGCUAACGCGGGCGCGCUGCUGCCGCGGGUGAAGGAGGAGCUGCGAGCCCAGCUGGCGGGUGCCGGUGCGAUGGCCGGACGGGACAUCAAGCACGUGGGCUGGCUGACCGAGCAGCUGCCCAGCGCUGGCACCAGGAACCUGCUGGCCGUCCUCACCGAGAAGGAGCUGCUGCUGUACGGCAGCCUGCCGCAGAGCCGCGACGCCAUGGGCAAGCCCGCGCACAGCUACCCCCUCAUCGCCACCAGGCUGGUGCACUCGGGGCCGGCCAAGGGCUCGGCGCUGUACGAGGCGGAGCUGUCGUUCGCGCUGCGCAGCGGCACCCGGCUGGGGGUGCAGACCCACCUCUUCAGCCUGGAGAACCCCCGCGACCUGGCGCUAUGGACCCGCCUGCUGGUGGAUGGCACCCACGGGGCCGCCGAGCUGGUCCAGGAGGUCUCGACAGCCUGCACGUGGAAGGGGCAGGAUUGCACCCUGUCCAUCCACAUCGACAAGGGCUUCGCCAUCUCCACCACCGAGCCUGGGCUCAGCAAGACCAUCCUGCUCCAGCAGCCCUUCGAGAAGCUGCAGAUGUCCUCUGACGACGGCACCAAGAUGCUCUACCUGGACUUUGGUGGCCCGGAGGGAGAGAUACAAUUGGACCUUCACUCCUGCCCCAAAACCAUCGUCUUCAUCAUCCACUCCUUCCUCUCGGCCAAGGUGACCCGGCUGGGGCUGCUGGCAUGAAGAAGGAGCCGAGCACCGGGCAGAGCAGCCCCAGCCCCCGGCUGAUCUAUGCACCUCCCUCCAGGCCAGUCCCAGCCCCAUGCCAUCCCCAGGAGCCCAGAGCCCCCACGGGGUCAUGCCACCCCCAAGGAACAGCACCAUGCCUCUGGGAAAAACAACUCCCGGGGCGUCUGGGGGCAGCGGUGGGGUGAAAUCCCUCAUGGAUGGCAGCACCGGGACUUCUGCUGUCCCUUCUUCCCCUCGUUCCUCCCACUCCGAUGCUCGGCAGCGGCUGGAGAAGCCCGGUCAGAGCCCGGUCGUCACCCCAGUGCCUUGUGAGAUGAUUAUUUUCUGUACAAAGAACCCGUUUGUAUCGAUGUUUUAUAUUUAUAUUGCCCAGUAUAAAAUGCUGAUGUGGCAGGUCUCGCCUGCCUGGCUUGGACACCCCCCCGGAGCGUCCCCAGGUCCCGCAGCAUGAGGACGCGUGUCUGUCCCCAAGACAAGACAACCCGAGGGCUGGAGCCCGGAGCCAGCUCCACAGCGCGCGAGAGAUGGGAACUGCAGAUCAGCUUUAUUUGCCAAAUUUUUCCAGAUUGUACCGAACGAUAGGAACCACUUUUCUUUGUCGGAGUUGGAUGGUUCGUUUUAUUUUUGCUCAACUCCUGCGUCACUUUAUUUCUCGGUUUAGGGGGGAGCGUUGUUAGGUGGCUGCUGGGAAACAACUUCUUUUAUGAACCAAAAAAGAUGCUGCAUGAAAAUGCCUUUUUUUUGGGGGGGUCAAAUAAACAUUGCAGAUCACAACCAGCAGGAGCCAA
Messenger RNA from Chroicocephalus ridibundus (black-headed gull), 2319 nucleotides. It is a transcript of the gene SNTA1, whose product is annotated as syntrophin alpha 1. The record is from RefSeq and is a predicted model, not a curated record. Bases 56 to 1525 code for a protein of 489 amino acids. NCBI's taxonomy places the organism in Eukaryota, Metazoa, Chordata, Aves, Charadriiformes, Laridae. The transcript is spliced from 8 exons. Gene Ontology annotation, molecular function: structural molecule activity; protein binding. Gene Ontology annotation, cellular component: neuromuscular junction; intracellular anatomical structure; dystrophin-associated glycoprotein complex.